Molecule: messenger RNA, 1098 nt
Organism: Labeo rohita (rohu)
Lineage: Eukaryota; Metazoa; Chordata; Actinopteri; Cypriniformes; Cyprinidae
Product: polymeric immunoglobulin receptor-like
Source: RefSeq, a predicted model, not a curated record
AAGCAGUGCAAAAGUCCCCGGUAUAAGAGCAGAAAAUAGAAGUUGGGCAGUUAUACUAACAUAUUGCAGGGGAACAUCAGCAAAGAGAAAAGAAAUGGCCUCAUACAUAAAGGCAAAAAUAUUCUACAUUUUUUGGCUCAGUUUAGGUGUUGAAUGUUACAGCAGCUGGUCAAAUGUAUUAACUAUUCAGACUGGAGGACCUGUUACAAUCCCAUGUCAUUAUGACAAGAAAUACACACAGCAGAAGAAAUACUGGUACUCAGAAAUUGAACAAUCUAAAACAUACACAAACACAACAGAGGAGAAUCUGUCAGUAAUUGAUCAUCCUGAUCAGAGUCUCUUUACUGUGACUAUGAGAAACCUGCAGAUCAAACACACUGGACAUUAUUAUUGUGUUGUGGAAACUGGAGAACAACCACCGACAAUUAUCACAUAUGAGCCUCAUCUCAAGAUUCAAUCUGCUCCUGAUGUGUCUGUGGUGAGCAGCAGUGUAUCUGGACAUGAAGGUGGUAAUAUCAGUGUUCAGUGUCUCUACAGUUCUGGAUAUCAGAAUAAAGUCAAACAGUGGUGUAGAUAUAAAGAUCAGAGCUGUUACACAGUGGGGAGGACUGACACAUCCCAGAAUUCAUCAGUCCAGAUCAGUGAUGAUGGGAGAAGAUCCUUCACUGUGCUGAUGACUGGACUGAGACUGACUGAUUCUGGCUGGUACUGGUGCUCUGCUGGAGUGGCAAUGAAUCCUGUUCAACUCACUGUAACAAAACAAGAGGCUAGAGAUCUAGAGAUUUCUCCGCAUCAACCAGAAAGAUCAGAUGAUUAGAAAACAUUUGAUAAAAAGAUUUAUGUUCUGCCUUUACUUUACACUCAGUCAACAGACAGACAUUAGAUGUGUGUGAAGAAUGCAUUAGAUGUCUACAUUUGCUAAAUAUUUAGUUAAAUGUCUGUAAUGUAUUUUUUCCUUAAAUGUUUACUUUUAUACUCACAUUUGCAGUCUUCGCACUUGAACACUGGUAUUACAUGACAUAUCUCCUGUAUUUGGCCCAAGUGUUCAAGUUGUUGUAGUACUUUGCACUUUCCAAUAAACUUCUAAACUUCUGUUCA